Molecule: messenger RNA, 1724 nt
Organism: Trichomycterus rosablanca
Lineage: Eukaryota; Metazoa; Chordata; Actinopteri; Siluriformes; Trichomycteridae
Gene: cetp
Product: cholesteryl ester transfer protein, plasma
Exons: 16
Coding region: 93-1592 (499 amino acids)
Biological process (GO): phosphatidylcholine metabolic process; triglyceride metabolic process; low-density lipoprotein particle remodeling
Cellular component (GO): high-density lipoprotein particle
Molecular function (GO): cholesterol binding; cholesterol transfer activity; triglyceride binding
Source: RefSeq, a predicted model, not a curated record
UCCUCCUACUUUUCAACUAUUACUUCUUUAAAAAAACUGAGGAUCAGUUACAGCAGAAGGUCAGAGAGAUCUGUUUUUUAAAAGCUGCAGAGAUGGGGAGGAAUGCAAUGGUACCAGGUGUAAGACUGCUCCUGCUUUUAAGUCUGGCUGGAGCUGGACACUCGUGUGUGGAUCCUGCCUCGGCCUACAGGUUUACCGGCGUUGUGUGCAGACUUACGUAUCCUGCUGCUGUUGUAUUAAACGAGAAAACCACAGAAGUAAUCCAAGCUGCAUUCCAGCAUGCCAAAUAUCCCAAUAUUUAUGGCGAGAAGUCCAUCUUAUUCAUGGGCACGCUGAAAUACGGUCUGCUCAAUCUGGAGAUUCAUAAUCUGACGAUUGGGAAGAGCGAGUUUGAGCUGCGGGAGAACAACGGCAUAGGAAUCAUCAUAUCUAAUGUAUCUGCUGUUUUUCGAGGAACCAUCGAUUAUGUAUAUGGAAAUGCUAUCUUUUCAAUGAAACAGACUGUUGAUUUUGAAGUUGAGUCCCAAAUUGAUCUAGUCAUCAAUUCCAAGCUGUACUGUGGAAAAGGCAGAGUGGCUGCAGACACUUCAGAUUGCUACCUCACCUUUCACAAGCUGCACCUCCUACUGCAGGGCGACAGAGAACCUGGCUGGCUGAAGAGAGUGUUCACAGAUUUUAUCACCUUUACAGUAAAGCUGGUCGUAAAGGGACAAAUCUGUAAAGAAAUAAAUAAGGUGGCAAACAUACUGGCAGACUUUAUACAAGACACAGCAGAGAGGUUUCUAAGUGAUGGAGACAUCCUUGUGGAUAUUGGUGUAACCUCAUACCCCAUCAUCACCUCAAAUUACAUAGAGUCAUACCAUAAGGGUCUUGUGAACUAUAAUGGUAUCACCUCGAAGAUCAAUGCCUCCGUGUUUAAACCAGAUCAGAUCCCAGAGAACCGCAGCCUUUACUUUUGGAUCUCUGAUGAUGUCCUCAACCCACUUAUGGCAGCAGCACAUAAUGACAAACGAUUCGUCCGCAACAUCAAUGGAACAGAACUCACGGAUCUGUUCAAGACUGAGCUGUCCACAAUACCACCCAAUAUGGUUAAAAAGUGGCUGCUCUCCGAGGAGCCGGUGUUGAAAGCAUCAAGUGUCUCAGUUCCUCAUCUUCAGACAAACACCCAGGGCACCUAUGUUACAGCAGUGGCUGCAGUGGAGCUCUCGUCUGCAACGGGAAACAGCUCUUCAAUUUACUUUGAGACGGAGGUGGAGGUUCUUGUGACAGCAUCUUAUGCUGAAAAGAAACUCAUUCUAAAUGCCACCGCAGUGAAUGUAUCCAUAUCAAACGUUACUACAUCAGCAAAUGUUUCACAGAAUGAAACAAGCAUAAAUGAUUAUUUUCAAGAAGCUGUUGAAAAGAUUGGCAUUCCUAAAGUCAUAACCUACCUAGAACCAGAGUUAACCAGUUUGAUGGAUGAGCAGGGCCUCAAUCUCUUUGACCUCAUCAACCCUGAAGUAAUAUCUCAUAAUGGUUUUGUCCUGGUGCAGCUGGAUUUUGGUUUCCCUCAUCAUUUACUGGUGGACUUUCUGAAAAAGACUUUAGAGUGAAUAGAGUUCAGCAUUACCUUCCUGGCUAGAUUAUCUUUGUACACACACACACACACACACACACUCCCUUAAUCUUUAUCAUACAAUCCAAUGUAAUUUUUUUUUUACACGAUUAAAACUACUUAAAACACA